Rotaria sp. Silwood2 is the source of this 3123-nucleotide messenger RNA. The record is from the annotation of a GenBank genome assembly. NCBI's taxonomy places the organism in Eukaryota, Metazoa, Rotifera, Eurotatoria, Philodinida, Philodinidae.
AUGAGUGGGAUUAGGACAAUAUUACCUAGUUUAUGUCUAAGUCAAUUACGUCCAUAUUCAUUACAAGAUUCUCGUACGAUUGAACAUGCUUGGCAACAACAUGAAGAAGAAGUUCAAUUAGUAAUAUCAACUCGUCAUUAUCUCAUUGAUUUACAACAAUUACAACAAAUUAAUGAAGAAACAAAUCAAGCACGAUUUAUUAAACGUAUUGUUACACCUGAUACCACCGAAACAACAACAACAGCAACAGAUUCAAUUGAUGAAUCAACAAAUUCAAGUCGUCAAUCAACAGCAACAAUAACAACAACAAACAAUUCUUCAGAUGCUCGAACUGAAAUGAUGAAAGAUAAUAUUGAAUUAUAUAGUUCAUUUAUUCAAUCAUUAUUUAGUGUUCUCUAUGAAGUAUAUAAUUCAUCAGCUGGUCCAGCUGUAAAACAUCGUUGUUUACAAGCAAUACUUCGUAUGAUAUAUUAUUGUCCAUCAGAUUUACUUGAAAUUAUUUUAAAACAACAAUCAAUAUCAUCACAUAUAGCAUCAAUGUUAGCAUCAUCCGAUUAUAAAAUUGUUGCUAGUGCCUUACAAAUGGCUGAAAUUCUAAUGAAAAAAUUACCACAAAUAUUUUCAAUUUAUUUUUAUCGUGAAGGUGUUGUACAUCAAAUUGAAAUUCUUAUUGGUUUUGGUAUAUUAUCAUCAUCAUCAUCAUCAUCAUCAUCAAAUACAUCAUUAACACGUCAUAAUCAUACAAGUGGUAGUCAUAGUCAACUUGAUCUUGUUCAUUUAAAUGAUAAUAAUUCAUCAUCACAUAUUGAAUCAUUAGAUGAACAAUUACGUAAAACAAAUACACGUCGUUAUUAUACAACAACAGAAAUAAAUCCAUCAACAAGAAUUGAAACACGUUCACAACGUGCACGUGUACCAAAAACAUCAACACGUUCAAUGUUUGAAGAAUUUUCAUCAAGACCUAUAUUAAAUCGUGCAACCGGUGCAUCAUUUUCAACAGGAACUCUUGAUAUUGGUCUUGGUCGUGGUCGUCCAACACGUGGUCAUGUUGCAUCACCUACUCUUUUUCGACCAACAUCAAAUUUUGAUCCAUCAACAUAUUAUCCUCGACCACCAAUUUAUGUUCCAUCACCAUAUGCGUAUGCAUCAAGUGUACCAACAGCUGCUUCAUUAAUAAAUCCUGUACCAACAACAACAACACAACGACAAACACAAUUAAUAUUAUCAUCACAAGAAAAAGCUAAAUUAAAAGAAUGGAUACAAAAUCAAGCGAAACAUUUUCGUACAGCUUAUUUUUCAAAUAAUUCUUCAACAUCAAAUAUAGCUUUACAAAUAAUAAAUCGUUUAGCAACAGCUGUUGAUAUAUUACAUGUUGGUAAAGAUCAACAAGAAAAUGGUAAAGCAUUACGUGAUAUUGCAAAUAUAAUAGCUAAAGGUGAUGUAUCACCAUUUGAAAUGGUUCAUAGUGGUUUAAUAACAAAAUUAUUUCAAUAUUUAACUGAUGAUAUAACAAUACCAAAUAAUAGAUCAGAAAGAUUAAAACAAUUUUUAAAUAUUUUUAUGAAUAUUCCAUUAGAAAAUGAACAAGAUUAUGAUAUUAUAUUAAAACAAUAUAUUAUUGAACUUUAUCAAUCACAAUUUAAUCAUGGAAAAAAUCAUCAUCGAAAAGAAUAUAAUAUUUUAAAUCAUUUAAUUAAUAAAUUACAUGGAUGUAUUAAUCAACUUGAACAGUUUCCAAUACGAAUCAAUGAUAUUGCUGGUCGUCCAGCUCAUAGUUCAGCACUUCGUUUAAUUACAACACAUCAAUUAAAAUGUAAUCUUGUUCGUCAUCCACAAUGUAAAACACUUAAACAAUGGAAUAGUGGUCCGGUGAAAAUAGAUCCACUUGCACUUGUAUCAGCUAUUGAAAAAUAUUUACUUUUACGUGGUAUUGCUCAUAGUAAAAUCGAUGAUCCAUCGAAUACACUUGAUGAUGAUGAAAGUGAAGUAUCAAAUGAAUCUGAUGCUGAAGAUGUUAUUAAUGUUUUAACACGUUCAUCAACAAUGAGACUUGAAUUUUUAAUUAAUGAUCAUAUUAUUCCACAUAAUAUGACUAUCUAUCAAGCUGUACGAUUAUAUAGUACACCAACACAACGAACAGCUGAUAAUGAAUCAGAAACUGAUACAGAUGAAUCAAUAUUUUCUUCAUCAACAAUUUGGACACGUAUACAUACAAUAAAUUAUCGUCAAGCAACAAAUUCAUCAUCAACAAUAAAUACAUCUCUUGGUACAUCUAAUAUAACAACAUCAUCAUCAUCAUCAAAUCGUAUACGACGUACAAUAAAUACACAAAAUUUAUCAAAAAAAACAAUAAAAACUUCAAAACGUUCAUCAAUAAUAUCAACAAUUGAUGAAUUAUGGUUAAAUGGACAAUGUAAAAAAUCAAAAUCAUUAUUAAUAACAACAUUAGAUGAAUCAUUAUCAUCAAUAUUAACAAUAAAUGAUUUAUCAUUAAAUGCAAUAUUUCUUUUACGAAUAUUAAAUAGUUUAAAUAUUUAUUGGUAUGAUUUAUAUAUACAUACAAAUACAAUGCAUAAUAAUCAAAAUAUAAUAUUAACAUUAAUAUCAAAAAAUGAAUUUUUAUCAGCUAAAUUAACAUCAAAAGUUAAUAGACAAUUACAAGAUCCUGUUGUUAUUAUGAUGGGACAAAUACCAUCAUGGAUAACAGAAAUGGGUUAUUCAUGUUCAUUUUUAUUUCCAUUUGAAACACGACAAAUGCUUUUUUAUCCAUGUGCAUUUGAUCGUGAACGAGCAAUGCAAAGACUUUUAGAUAGUUCAGAUAUGUUAACACAACAACAUAAUAAUGAUCAAACAGAUAGACAAUCAAUUAUACCGAGAAUUGAAAGAAAAAAAGUACAAUUAUCAAGAACAAAUAUUCUAUCAGAAAUGGAAAAAAUUCUUGAUAAUUGGAAUUCAAAACAUUUUCUUGAAGUUCAAUAUGAAGAUGAAGUUGGUUUUGGUCUUGGACCUACACUUGAAGCUUAUUCAUUAUUAUCAAAAGAAUUACAAAAAAAUGGUUUAGAAUUAUGGAGAACUGACAAAAUUUUUGAUUCAAUAAAAGGUUAUUAUCCUAUAAAAAUAUAA